This is a messenger RNA of Grosmannia clavigera kw1407, 1185 nucleotides long. RefSeq names its product DNA base-excision repair protein. NCBI's taxonomy places the organism in Eukaryota, Fungi, Ascomycota, Sordariomycetes, Ophiostomatales, Ophiostomataceae. The transcript has a single exon. Gene Ontology annotation, biological process: DNA alkylation repair; base-excision repair, AP site formation; base-excision repair. The coding region runs from base 1 to 1185 and encodes 394 amino acids. Gene Ontology annotation, molecular function: DNA-7-methylguanine glycosylase activity; alkylated DNA binding; DNA-3-methyladenine glycosylase activity. The record is from RefSeq and is a predicted model, not a curated record. Gene Ontology annotation, cellular component: nucleus; protein-DNA complex.
AUGACAUCGCUACGGCGCUCAUCACGGCUGAAGGGCGCUGUCGCAGACGAGGGUGUUGCCGCAAACGACGCGCUGGCAACUGACACGGCAUCGUCCAUUCCUGCAGUACCUCGAGCGCGCAAACGAAAGUCCGUGGCUAUGACGUUCGCAGAGCCGGAGCCUGCUGCAUCGCCAGCACGCCCGUCGACACCACCGCCGCCAGAAUCACCCCGAAAACGCCGUGGGCGGCCUUCAUCGACAAAAGAUAAUACGACUAACGCCUCGGUGACCAGCACUGCCACCGACAGUCCAUCUACGCCCAGGACAAAACCGCGACACGCAACAGUGUCCCGUUUGGCUGACCCGAAGGCUACAAAUGCGCCCCUGCUAUCGCCAGAGACGUCGCGCCUGAUAGUGGUGUCCCGCUUCGACUCCAAAUCACGAUCGCUGGCGGCCGGAGAGGCGAUCGACGACAGCCAGCAGAUCACGACAGACAACAUUCUACAAGUGGCGUGCGAGCACCUAAUCGCGGUAGACCCACGAAUGAAGCCGCUGAUCGAUAUGCAUUACUGUGCCGCUUUCAGUCCCGAAAGCCUGGCCAAGAAAGUGGACCCGUUCGAGUCUCUAGCCAGCAGCAUCAUCAGCCAGCAGGUAUCCGGAGCGGCAGCCAAGGCGAUCAAGGGACGGUUCAUUGCCCUUUUUAGUGAUCCAGGCGGAACCGGCGGCGAGGCCGAGGUGGCGGUCCCCGUCCGCUUUCCCCACCCCUCCCAGGUGGCUGUGAUGCCCCUGGAUCGACUGCGGACGGCGGGCCUGUCACAACGCAAGGCCGAAUACGUGCAGGGACUCGCGGAGAAAUUUGCUUCGGGCGAAUUAUCGGCACAAUUGCUGGCAGAGGCGCCGUACGAGACGCUCGUAGAGCGUCUGGUGGCCGUUCGGGGCCUGGGCCUGUGGAGCGUGGAGAUGUUUGCCAUGUUCGGCCUGAAGCGGAUGGACGUCUUCAGCGUGGGCGACCUGGGCGUGCAGCGGGGUAUGGCAGCGUUCGCUGGGCGUAACGUGGCCAAGUUGAAGAGCGGCAAAGGUAAGUGGAAAUACAUGAAGGACACGGAGAUGCAAACCAUCGCCGAGCCGUUCCGGCCGUACCGAAGUGUGUUUAUGUGGUACAUGUGGAGGACUGAGAUGACAGACGUGAGCACGCUGGAGUCGUGA